AUGAAGGUUGAAAUUGAUUCCUUUUCAGGUUCUAAGAUCUACCCAGGUAGAGGUACCUUAUUCGUCAGAGGUGAUUCUAAAAUCUUCAGAUUCCAAUCAUCAAAAUCUGCUUCUUUAUUCCACCAAAGAAAGAACCCAAGAAGAAUCUCUUGGACCGUUUUAUACAGAAGACAACACAAGAAAGGUAUUUCCGAAGAAGCUUCUAAAAAGAGAUCCAGAAAGACCAUCAAGCACCAAAGAGCUAUUGUUGGUGCUUCUUUAGAAUUAAUUAAAGAAAGAAGAUCUCAAAAGCCAGCUGAAAGAAAGGCUGCUAGAGAUGAAAAAUUAGUUAAGGACAAAGAAGCUAAGAAAUCUGCUAAGGCUUUAAGAAAGGCUGAAAAGGCUAAACAAGUUGCUGCUGGUAACAUUGUUUCCAAGCAACAAUCCAAGGGUGCUUUCCAAAAAGUCCAUGCUACCUCCCGUUAA
Messenger RNA from Scheffersomyces amazonensis, 465 nucleotides. It is a transcript of the gene RPL24A, whose product is annotated as 60S ribosomal protein eL24. The record is from RefSeq and is a predicted model, not a curated record. Lineage: Eukaryota; Fungi; Ascomycota; Pichiomycetes; Serinales; Debaryomycetaceae. Bases 1 to 465 code for a protein of 154 amino acids. Gene Ontology annotation, cellular component: cytosolic large ribosomal subunit. Gene Ontology annotation, molecular function: mRNA binding; structural constituent of ribosome. Gene Ontology annotation, biological process: cytoplasmic translation. The transcript has a single exon.